AGCCGCUGUGGGACGAGCGACUACCCGCCCAUGCGGAGGCUGCAUUUCUUUAUGAGAGGGCUCGGGGACACACCGGCUGCGUCCCUAGACCACCCCCUCCUGGGCCGCGGACCAACCCGCGCCUGCGCUCGGGAAUGAAAGAUGGCAGCGCGCCGUGCGUUAAAAGCUGUUUUGGUGGAUCUCAAUGGCACACUUCACGUUGAAGAUGCAGCUGUGCCAGGCGCACAGGAAGCUCUUAAAAGGUUACGUGGUACUUCUGUAACGGUUAGGUUUGUGACCAAUACGACCAAAGAGAGCAAGCAAGACCUCUUGGAAAGGUUGAAAAAAUUGGAGUUUGAUAUCUCUGAAGAUGAAAUAUUCACCUCUCUGACUGCAGCCAGAAAUCUAGUAGAGCAGAAGCAGGUCCGACCCAUGCUGCUGGUGGAUGACCGGGCACUCCCUGAUUUCAAAGGAAUACAGACAAGCGAUCCUAAUGCUGUGGUCAUAGGAUUGGCACCAGAACAUUUUCAUUAUCAAAUUCUGAAUCAAGCAUUCCGGUUACUCCUGGAUGGGGCACCUCUGAUCGCGAUCCACAAGGCCAGGUAUUACAAGAGGAAAGAUGGCCUGGCCCUGGGACCCGGCCCCUUCGUGACGGCUUUAGAGUAUGCCACAGACACCCAAGCCACAGUAGUGGGAAAACCAGAGAAAACGUUCUUUCUGGAAGCUUUGCGGGGCACUGGAUGUGAACCUGAGGAGGCCGUGAUGAUAGGAGAUGAUUGCAGGGAUGAUGUCGGUGGGGCUCAGAAUGUCGGCAUGCUGGGUAUCUUAGUAAAGACUGGGAAAUAUCGAGCAGCAGAUGAAGAAAAAAUUAAUCCACCUCCUUACUUAACUUGUGAGAGCUUCCCUCAUGCUGUGGACCACAUCCUGCAGCAUCUACUAUGAUCCUUUAUGUGAAUCAGAAGCAACUGGAAACAGCUUUCCGUUGUUUGGAACGAAUCCCUCCCCAACUCCACGCCCGCAUAGAUAGACACGGACCAACCCUCCUCUAUUGUGCAUUAAUUAGAAAGAAAGGUAUUGAAUUGCAGCCAGCCAUGAUGCCUUGUUUAUCCCUUUUGUUUUAUUUUGUAAAAGAAGAUGAGACCCAGAGACCGGGAAAGCGGAGAUUUUAUGCCAUUCCUUUUAAAAUAUUCAUCAGGUUAGGCCGGGUUGGGCGGGGGGCUCCUGCAGGGACUCGUGUUCUCUGCUGUCUCCUCACUGGCACAUGGGAGGGGGGAGUGUUCAGAUUGUGAAUAAAAUUGAGUGGCAAUUUUUUAAUUAUAAAAUAAUGUGUCGAAAAGUAUGUCGGGCUCUAGUUUUAACAUUGAGUUCAGCUGUGAAAUCCGUCACCAGUGCCAAGUGGAGUACAAGUCAGAAGAAGCAAAAUAAAUUGUCCUUUAGCCCAAGUGAUCAAGUGAAUUUGCUUUAACGGAUGUUGAAAACUAGAUUAUCUACUGUAUUAUUCCCAGCACGGGUGACUUCUUUUUCUCUUCAUUAGCCAGAGAAGACUAAUUUAAAUUUAGAACCUGAUUUUAAUUUAAAAUAAUAUUUCCAUUAAUAACCUAUUCAUUGCAGAUACCUAUUAUACUGUGUAACAGUUGUUUUGGAAAUUUUAUGUAAAAUUAAAACUAUCAGUAUUUUA
This is a messenger RNA of Suricata suricatta (meerkat), 1657 nucleotides long. RefSeq names its product haloacid dehalogenase like hydrolase domain containing 2 (gene HDHD2). Bases 142 to 921 code for a protein of 259 amino acids. NCBI's taxonomy places the organism in Eukaryota, Metazoa, Chordata, Mammalia, Carnivora, Herpestidae. Gene Ontology annotation, biological process: dephosphorylation. The record is from RefSeq and is a predicted model, not a curated record. The transcript is spliced from 7 exons. Gene Ontology annotation, molecular function: phosphatase activity.